CUGGGCAGUAGAGGAGCAUCGUGCACCAACUGCAGGGAAGGAUCUAUUACACAGGAAAAAAAAAAAUAAAAAAAAUAGCACCGAGUUUGCCAGACUGCAGCUUGAAAGGAGCUGAGAGGACGGAGAACAGUUUCAUCUGAAGCCACUGCGCUGAGGAGGCUCUCAAGAUGUGGAAAAAGUCAAAGGUGACCGAUCAGACUGCCUCCGGGCAGGAGGGCAUCAGGAAGAAGUCCAAAGUGCCCGGGGUCAUGAUAACACAGUUCAUGGAGGAUCUCCCAGAGGGGAUGACAGCACCAGAUUUUACCCGUAAACCCAUUGCUCUGACUAUACAGGAGGGUAAAGUAGCAGUUUUCAAAGCCAAAAUUGUGGGCACUCCAACACCAACCGUCACAUGGGAAAGGGCAAACGGAGAAAUGAAUUUCUAUCCAGAAAUCUGUAUGCAAAAGUACGACACGGCCACUCAAGAGCACACCCUCGAGUUUCCCAAAGUGGCUGCGGAGGAUGCCGACACGUACAAGUGCUUUGCUACAAACGAAUAUGGAAGAGCUGUGUGCACAGCGGUGUUGAAUGUUAUCUCAGUUGGAUUCUCGAAAACUAAGGAGCUACAAAAGGUACAAUCCGAAGAUGGAGUUGACUUCAGAAAAAAACUCAGGAAGCGAAACCAAGACGGAACACGAGAGCAGGAGAAAGUCAUGGAGCCGGAGGAGAAGGUCUGGGAAAUUCUUCUAAGCGCAGAAAAGAAAGACUACGAGCGCAUCUGUGCCGAGUAUGGCGUCACCGACUUCCGCGGCAUGCUGAAGAAACUGAACGAAAUGAAGCGAGAGAGAGAAGAGGAAAUAGCUGAAUUUGUUUCACACAUCAGUACACUGAAACACAUUGAGGUCAACGAUGAUGACUAUGCAACCAUUGAAUUGGACAUGGACCUGAAAGAUCCCUCCAGCAAAUUAUUCUUGUACAAGGAUGGUGUCAUGGUUCCGUUCUCUGAGGAGGAAUCCGAAGGGGUAAAGCACAGCUUAAAGCAAGUCGGCAAAAAGUAUGUUUUCAAAAUCAAGAAGCUUGGCGCCCAAGACGCAGGACUCUACUCUGUGGAUGUUGAAGGCGUCAAUGUGUUUUCCACAGACUUCAAAGUCCCAGAUGUCGACUUUGCAGUCAAAAUCCAAGAGGUCAAAGCAGAGGAGCGGCAGGAUGCGCUCUUUCAGUGUGUUCUGACGUCGCCCAUGAGUGAGCUCAAAUGGUACGGCAAGAGCGCCCCCCUAACCAACAGUGAGAAACAUGAGAUCAGCAUGUCAGAAGACAUGCUGAUCCACAAGUUGAUCAUCCGGGACUGCAAGCCUCUGGAUGGCGGCAUCUACGCAGCAGUGGCUGGAAUCAAGUCUUGCAAUGCCUGGCUCAUUGUUGAAGACCCUGGAGUUCACUUCCACGCUGGACUGUCGGACUGCAAAGCCAUCAUUGGAGAGGAAGCAGAGCUGGUGUGCAAACUGAGCAGCGAAGACUGUCAGGGAGUCUGGUACAAAGACGGAGAGGAGAUUAAAUCAUCGGAGGGCAUUACAAUAACAAAAGACGGUAGCUACCACAAGCUGAAAAUUCACAAGGUCACAGAAGAGUUUGCUGGGAAAUAUAAAUUUGAGGCAGAUGGGCGGAAGACAGAGUCUGUCAUUGCUGUCGAAGAUCCUCCCAGGUUCGGUGCAGAGGACCUGGAAGCUUUCAAAACUCCGGUGACUGUGAAAAAAGGACACAAAGCCACCUUCAAAUUACCUUACGUUGGACGGGAGCCCAUUAAAGUCCAGUGGUACCUUGAAGGCGAGGAACUGUCGGAGGAAGCCAACAUCAAGAUUGAGAACUCAGACGGUUACAGCCGCCUGCUGCUGAUCAAACUCCAGCGCAAGGACAGCGGAGAAAUCAAGCUUAAACUGAAAAAUGAAUUUGGUACCGUUGAGGCCACAAGUGAGCUUGUAGUACUGGAUAAACCCACACCCCCGAUGGGACCGUUGGAAAUUGUUGAGGCUUCUUCCUCUGCCAUCGAGUUCAAGUGGAGACCCCCGAAGGACAGUGGCGGCUGCAAAAUCGGCAACUAUAUCCUGGAAAGGCAGCAAGUGGGUCGUAACACGUGGAAGAAGGUGGGGCCAAUUGGUCCAGAGGCCAAAUUCAGGGAUCUGGAUGUGGACCAUGGCAGGAGGUACUGCUACCGUAUCAGGGUGGAGACUGAAAUGGGCACUAGUGAGCUCAUGGAGACCGAAGACAUUCAAGCAGGAACUAAAGCCUAUCCUGGACCACCAUCUGCUCCAAAGGUUGUCAGCGCCUUCAAGGACUGCAUCACCCUCUCCUGGUCUCCACCAGCCAACACUGGAGGCACAAAUAUUCUGGGAUACAAUCUAGAGAAGCGAAAGAAGGGCAGCAAUCUGUGGGGCCCUGUCAAUCCACACGAUGACAUGAUAAAAGGAAAACAGUACGCCGUCAAAGACGUCGUUGAGGGGAUGGAGUACGAGUUCCGCGCCUCUGCCAUCAAUAACUCUGGAGCUGGGGAAUUCAGUACACCAUCUGAGUUUGUUUUUGCAAAAGACCCCAAAAAGCCUCCUGGAAAAGUCAUCGACUUGAAAGUGACAGAUUCCACCUACACAACUCUGUCCCUGUCAUGGACAAAGCCCAAGGACAUUGAGGGGGUUGAAGAUGAAGCCAAAGGAUAUUAUGUGGAGAUCAGACUCGCCGAGAACACAGAGUGGGAUCGCUGCAAUACCAACGCCAUUACUAUGAAUUCCUACACAGUCAAAGGGAUGAAGUCAAUGGCGAUGUACUGGGUGAGAGUCAUUGCGGUCAACGACGGAGGGGAGGGGGAGCCCCAGGAGCUGGAUAACUACAUCCUCGCCAUGCCUCCCCCUGUGAGACCAAGGUUUACAGAUGCCAAAAUCAAAAGCUUCAUGGUCGUGAGAGCUGGAAAUUCUGCACGAUUUACCAUCAACUUUGAGGCCUCACCUUGGCCUGAUGUUAUCUGGCUGAAAGACGGCGUUCCAGUUUCUAAGAAGGUGACCAUCAGUAAUGCAGAGGGCAACUCGCAACUUCUGAUAGCAUCAGCCGAGCGCACAGACACAGGAAUCUACACCAUUGUUGUCAAGAACAUUGUCGGCCAAGAAUCAUACAGUGUUGAAAUUAGAGUCACAGACGAGCCAAAACCUCCCGGUCCGGUGGAAAUUGACGAAAACGUUUCUGGAACGGUGACCAUUUCCUGGGCGGCAUCCCCGGAUGAGAAACGCGAUGACCGGUUGCACUACAUGGUCACCAAACGGGAUUCAUACAAGAGAACCUGGCACACCGUCGCAGAUCACAUCUUCAAUAAUAAAUUCACAGCCUGCAACAUCAUGCCUGGCAGGGAAUACAACUUCAGGGUCUAUGCUAAGAACGACAUGGGAUCCUCCAAGCCAUCAGAGUCACCGAAGUGGCUGAUAUCGGCCAAAAAAGAAAAGUUUACAGUCAAUGUGCCUGAAACAAAGGCCUGCAACCUGCAGUGCCCCCCGAAGUUCCUUGUCCCUCUGAAAAUGCACACCGCACCUCAAGGAUACGAAUGUUACAUGAGCUGCGCUUUAAAAGGCGACCCCACACCACAUGUGACAUGGCUCCGUGACAACAUCAGUCUGAAUACCAACACCAACUACUUCAUCUCCAACACCUGCGGCGUCUGUUCCAUGCUCAUACUGAGGGUCGGCCCGAAAGACAUGGGGGAAUACAAGGUUGUGGCGGAAAACUCUUUGGGGAGGGUGGAAUGCUCUACGAAGUUGACAGUAAGAGAGUAAAGGGAAAUGAUGACGCUGUGGAAGGUUUCCAGGACUGAAGAAAGACUUCAGAAGAUGGAGACUCAUUUCUAAUUGGUGUACUGUUGCCAUAUUAAACCUCUGCCAAGGAGGUUUUGCUACUCUUUGUCUGUCUGUUAGUAAAAAAAAAACUUGAAAAGCUGUGAACAGAAUGCUAUGAUUUCUCUUUUCUUUAAGGAAAUGCUGAUAAUGGCACUCGGCAGAGAGUCCUAUCCUGCACUCUCUUUGCUACUGCCACCUUCUGUCCCACUUAGCCCAUUUGAAUUUAACCUUUAAGGGCAUCAAUAAUAUUUCAAAUGCUGAAAAGGUAUGAGCUGCUUGAUGGAGGUCUGCACUUUGAGUGAUUUUCUAGUUUUAGUUGUCAACAAUUUUUGAAAGUAUUUAAUAGUAGUGCACUUCUAAUAAAAUUGUGAUUUGUACAACAGGAAAUGAGUUCAGAAUCGCAAACAUAUUGUCUUCUUUAGUUGACCAUGGCUGAACUGCAAAAACUGCAUGUGAUACAAAUAAAC
Molecule: messenger RNA, 4312 nt
Organism: Synchiropus splendidus (mandarinfish)
Lineage: Eukaryota; Metazoa; Chordata; Actinopteri; Syngnathiformes; Callionymidae
Product: immunoglobulin-like and fibronectin type III domain-containing protein 1
Exons: 23
Coding region: 168-3785 (1205 amino acids)
Molecular function (GO): protein binding
Source: RefSeq, a predicted model, not a curated record